Molecule: messenger RNA, 948 nt
Organism: Lactuca sativa (garden lettuce)
Lineage: Eukaryota; Viridiplantae; Streptophyta; Magnoliopsida; Asterales; Asteraceae
Product: strictosidine synthase
Cellular component (GO): endomembrane system
Molecular function (GO): hydrolase activity
Source: RefSeq, a predicted model, not a curated record
AUGGUGUCAGCUUCCUCCGACCAUUCAACAGGAAACCAUCAAGAUUCCGAACAGGGACACCCUCGUGUUAAGUUUGUUUCUGGUGAAUACGCCAAGUUUGAGAAAUUAGUAUUGCCUGAGGGUGUCAUCGGCCCUGAGGCAGUCACAUUUGGUGGAGUUGCGGCCCCAGGGCCCUACACAAUGGCCGAUCAAAGGAUUUUGAAAUAUUGGAAUAACGGUACCCAUGCUGGUUUUAGUACAAUGUCUGUAACUUCACCACCAUGGAGUGAAUGGGAAUGUGGAGGUGUAAGUCAUGCUGAUCGUAGUAGGUUGAUAGGAUGUGGACAGCCAGUGGAUCUUAGCUAUUACCCCAAUAACGACGUUUUGUACAUUAGUGAUGCAGAAUUCGGAAUUCUAUCUGUGGGCAUGGAGGGCGGCCUUGCAUCUGUACUCGUGGCGGGAGAGUAUAAUAAUACUAAUGGCAUUGACGUUGACUUGUUAACGGGCAAUAUUUAUUUCAGUUCUUUUUUUGCGUUACGAACCACUUACCAAAAAGUAUCGGUUUUGAUGAGUAAUCUCGGAGACUGCGGUGGUCCAGCGGUCAGCAUCGAUGGUACAUUUGUUCUUGUACCUGACAAUUUUAAUUCCCGGGUUCUAAAAUAUUGGCUGGUGGGGCCCAAAGCAGACACGAAUGAAGUUUUGAUGAACUUACCUGGGAAGACAAAUAGAAUAAAGCGGGGAGAAACACCCGGAGAAUUUUGGGUGGCAGCUUCAAGAUGGAUAGAUGUAAAAGAAGGAAAGAUGUUUGCUUCUGCCGGGAUGCGCUUCAAUUCAGACGGAGUAGUGCUGGAAACGAUUGACUUUUUUGCUCAAUACACUGAUAAUCAAGCUAGUGUGGUUCAAGAAAAGGAUGGAAAACUCUAUGUGGGCUCUUAUUUAACCAAUUUCAUAGGUGUCUACUCUAAUUAG